AUGUCGAAAAUGAGUUCGAAGGACAAAGACAAUAAAACGUUUAAUGAUAAACUAAAGCAGUUCUUCCGUAUAAAUAAAGGAAAUUACAAGAAUCGUGAAGAUGUCACCUUGACUCACGAUAUCGAGAGAGAUAUCAGUCCCGAUAGUCCCGUGCAUCACCGUACGAAAGCGAUCAAAGAACUUUGCGAUGCAGUUCUCAAUCAACAGUGGGAAGAUAGAGCGGCAGAACGCCUGUGGAAUCUAGUGCAGGAUUUAUUGGGAAAGGAUGUUCCACGUGAACAUAGACAUUUGACAUUAAACUUUUUAAGGUGCCUCGUACAAGGACAAUACUCCAAGCUUUCGUCACUGAUGCGUGUCAAGUUUUUCAUGGUGGUGAAGGAAUAUGAUGUACCGGAAGACAUUGGUCCCAGAUUGGAAUUGUUGCAAACAUUAACGGAACAUGGUAAAGAUAUUUUGCAUUUGGAGGAACGAAUGGGUCCGUUUCUGCUCGAAUGGAUGCCAACGGUGACGGCAGGUGAUGGAAAAAGAGGAGCAGAAUUCUUGUCACUUCUAGUAAAUGUAAUCAAAUUCAACUCAGCUUACAUCGACGAAGACAUUGUGUCUGGUCUGGUUCAAUAUAUCUCUCACUUGUGUUACUAUAGUAAUAGUACCGAUGUUGUUUCCGGAUGCUUGGAAGCCCUUGAUGCGAUUAUGUGUUACAGUAAUUUGCAAUCUGACUCACUGCAAACAUUUGUCAUAGCUUUGUGCAGAAGCGUAAAUGUUGAGACCUAUUGUCAAACCAGUUGGAAGAUUAUGCGAAAUUUAUUAGGAACGCAUAUGGGUCAUUGUGCUCUGUGUACAAUGUGUCGGCUACUACAAGAUAUCAAUUUUCAACGUGACGUCCGUCUACUUCGAGGUGCAGUAUUUUAUAUAAACAUGGGCCUGUGGGGCACGCAUAGAAUACCAAAGUUAGAAUGUACACCGGCGUCUGUUUUACCCUCGUUCUACCAAGCUCUACAGUGCAAUCAUCCAAUCGUCAUGUAUGAAGUUACUCUAUCGAUACAGAGAUUAGUGAACAAAUAUGGUAGUGAAUUGUGGGAUCCUACAUGGAGCAUUAUUCUUGACAUCGUAGAAGAAGUGAUCGCUCACACUGAAACCAGUAAUCAACCAGCAACUAAGCAGGUUUCUACGAGUUUACACGAAACGAUCACCAAUAUCGAAAAUUUGCUUGAUGCAAACAGUUAUAAUGGUUGCAUUCAGCGUUUCUACGAUCUCGUCGAACGUUGUAGCGAUGCUCGACCUGAGGGAUCUGUGUUGAAAUUAAUCGAAUACAGAACUUGUACGAUAGGCCCUACGUAUUACCAAUGGCAGGCCAAGCUGGGAUCUUUGAUGGAACGUUACUACAAGAUCGAAACGCGUACUACCAUUAGAAUGAAAGUUCUCGAUGUUCUGAUAAACGUCAUUCAAGUUAACCGGUCCAGAUACGAAGAUGAACUCAUCGAGCGAAUAGUCGUACCGUACACGCAACACGUGGAUGCGGAUCCUGAUAUUGCGAUACGCAAUGCCACGGCGAAUUUGUUAGUAGACCUUUGCCUGGAAUGUGACACUAAGCUCUGUUUGGAGCUUUUGGAUAUACUGGAGAAGAUAAUCAAUAAGCCUUUCGCAUCGGAUACUCCAGUCUCUACGGAUACUGAUAUUAAAGACGUAAAAACUGCGGUUGUCGGAAUCAUAAGGAUAUUCACUUCAAAAAUUUAUCGUUUGCCGUCGAGUCAUGCGAUAUGUGCUUACAAGAUUUUAGUGAAUCAUCUUGAGCAUCACUACAAAGAGCCCUCUGUUUUUCAUGAUGUAUCGACGACACGUUAUUUGAUCUUUGAGAGCUUCUUAAAAGUCAGAGCAAACUCUUUGUACCAUCUUGGUAUGCUGGAUGCGUCGAAUGGCACCGUGAUGCGUUUCAGUCCGUAUCUUGUUUUGGAACAUUUUACGACUGAGCGUAUGAAUAGUGCGAGCGGGGGUAACAGUCCUCCACCAGCCAGUCCGGCGCCGUUGCAACAUUUAUCUUGUCACGUUACCCCCAUGUCGUUGACUCACGCGUGCAAAGCUGUGAUUUUGUGCAUCAAACAAGAGAAAGAUUGGAAAGUUUUACAUCUCAUAUUGAAGGAGUUGCCUCAAGUGAUGCAAAAUAGAGCGCUUAUGUUAUCUCGUCAUAGCAAUGACAUCGACGUCUUCGCCGCAGCUUUGUGUUCCAUGGUGAGCGACAAUCGUUUGCGUCUACCCGAGUCGCUUUACAAUGUGCCGCCAAAGUUUACGCUUUCCGAAUUUCGGGUAUACGUAUUUCCGGUACUAGCGUCUCUAGCGUCAUAUCAUGCACACUUGGAACCUAAUUUGCAGCAACGUUUAAUCAAAUGUUUAGAGGUCGGCCUAACGGCAAAGUGCGCGAGUCAGUGCGUAACCAGUCUCACAAUUUGCACAUUGGAAAUGCGUGAUGCGAUGAAUAAACUUUUAACUGAAGUGCUCUUAAAUUUAUCAAAGAUUUCCGCAACUGUUUACAUUGCCAUACCUAUUUUGGAGUUUUUAUCGACUCUAACUAGGCUUCCAAAAGUCUUCGCCAGCUUCAUAGGAGAUCAAUACAUGUCUGUAUUUGCGAUACUGCUACCAUAUACUAAUCCUUUCAAGUAUAACCAUUAUACAGUGUCCUUGGCUCAUCAUGUAAUAGCAGUGUGGUUUUUGAAAUGCAGACUUCCAUUCCGGAGAGAUUUUGUUAAAUUUAUCACUACGGGAUUGAAAGCGAAUGUGAUAGUUCCUUUUGAAGAAGGACAUCUUAUGAAAUCUGACUUUAGCGUCAUCAACGAGGAUUCAUCAAAUAGGAAACGUAGCUCCAGCUUAACCGAACAAGGUAGCAGAGGACGAAGAGAAAGACCGAUAAUGGCCAAUCGAAUGAUAGGAGAAAGUAGAGCUUUAGAUUUAAAACCUCCGAUUGAUGAAGCUUUAAUGAACUUUCAUAUUGAACUUACCGAAACUUGCAUCGAUUUGAUGGCUCGUUACACAUUUUCAAACUUUUCUGCGCGACCCAAAAGAUUACCAGCUGCCGAUUUUCUUCUUAAGGAAGGUCAGUCCAUGACCUGGAUACUUGGCAAUAGACUUAUUACUGUAACGACUAGUGGCUGUAGUAACAAAGCUAUGCGCGGUGGACUUUGCGACAAUUGUUGGGUAGCGUGUAAGCCUGGAUUUUUAUUACUGGAUCAGACGAAAACUUCUCAGUUGCAACGUACUUCGAGUCUUGAGGCAUCGAAGGAAGACAAGUUAUCGAGACAGUCCUCUGGUGGACAUGGGAGUUCAAACGCAAAUACCGCUGCAAACUCUCCUACGGAAGAAUCUAAGAAAUCCACGGAAGAUUCAGAUAGCGCAAAGAAAGAGUUUCUUAUUGAAAAGAGUGAUAAGGAUCAAGUCGAACGAUCCAAAUUGGGGCAGAUAUUAAAUAGCGAUAAACAAGAUGGACAUGUACUUUGCGCGUGUUGGUGUCAAGGAUGGGCUGAGAUAUAUGUGCGUAGACCUACAGGCGAUAUGUCGUGGAUUAUGAGAAUUCAGAAUUCUACACAAUUUGAAACUCCAAUGGACUUUCCUGUGCAUGAUAUUAUGGCCUUGUAUAUGCCAAACCAAGACGCAGUACCGAAUAAGCAACAGGAGACUACCACAGAACUUUCCGGCGAUGAAGCAGAGGACGUGCCAAAUAAGAGUAACAAUCACUCACUGAUCGAACAUGGUGUAAGAUCAGCGAUAUCAUCAUCAGGUCCUAUCGCGAUACCUGGUUCGCCGGUACGUCCUAGCCCAUCUCGACAAAGCUCGAGAGAUAGUCUAGAAAGCUUGGAGGAAGGUGAAGAAGACACGCGACGCUCCAGAAAUCCGGUCCGCCGGUCAAAUUCCAGUCCAGAAAUGAGCGCUAAUUGGAAAAAUCCAUUUUUAAACAAAGAAAAGAUAAAUGUGCAGCAACAAAUUGAUAAAGAUCUUGCAUCUUCAGAUUUGGAUGUUAAACUAGACGCAGAAUUGAAGAAGCAUUCGAAAAACAUUUAUGCAAAGGAUAUGAGAGUUAGCUGCGAAGCUAUACCGGAAGAAAUAUUUGGCAUGGGAACAACUCCACCUUCCUCGGAACAUACCGGAGACCAUCCAACUGCGCUGCGUUCGCAACGUUCUUAUCCAGGAGCGACGCAAAUAACUCAGACUGUCCCAUCGACUACCAGCAAUACCGUACCACCGUCUCCUACAACUGUGCAGGCGCCGGGAAAUUAUUUGGGAAUACAAAUGCGCUCCACGCAAAUACAGUCGUCUGCUAUAAUAAAAGCGCCGCAAUCGCCUACUCAAAUUUAUUCUCGAUUAUCUAGUCUUGAUUACGCUCAGAAACAAAUACCGCUGACUGUCGACAGCAAACCACCCAUCGGACGAAAUCAUUUUGCGGAUAAGCAAAAAGACGAGAGACCCGAUCCAUCGACGUUACCUCCUUUACCGAUAUCUUUUCGCGAUAGAGGCCACACGAUAUCCGUAAUGAGUCCGGUGAAAAAAUCACGAGGAGAGUGGGACAACAUGCGACGAGGUAAUUCUCCUCGAGUGAAAGAUCCACCGCGCACAGGCAUUAAUCCGAGUUUUGUAUUCCUUCAACUUUAUCAUGCAGCACAUUUUGGCACUACCACGGAGAAGCCUUUGUUGGUUCCGCAAACAACAGCCAUACAACGCGUAGUGACGAAUCUGGAUAGAAUUCAGCCGUAUGAAACUCAUAAAAUAGGAGUACUCUAUGCUGGCCCUGGACAAGCUUCGAACGAAAUUGAAAUUUUGGCGAACCAGCAUGGUUCUCUCCGUUACACCGAAUUUUUGAAACGUUUGGGCACGCUAAUCCGACUGAGAGAUGUCGAUGAGAAUGUAUUUUUAGGUGGAUUAGAUCGUAAUGGUGAGAACGGAGAUUUCGCUUAUAUUUGGCAAGAUGAUGUUACACAGGUAGCUUUCCACGUCGCAACAUUAAUGCCCACAAAAGUGAGCGAUCCACAAUGUACAUCUAAAAAACAACACAUUGGUAAUAAUUAUGUGACACUUGUGUACAAUGAAUCGGACGAACCGUACAAUAUACAGACAGUCAAGGGUCAAUUUAAUUAUGCUUGUGUCGUGAUACAACCUUUGGAUCAUGGUACUAAUCAAGUUACGGUACAAGCACGAGAAGAAUUAGCCGAGCACAUCGGUCAUAGCGAGCCUAAAAUCAUUUCCGAUCAGAAUCUGGCUAUUCUUUCGCGGCAACUUGCUCUGCACGCUAACCUCGCUUCGAUGGUUUGUUCAUCUUUGAAGCAAAAUAGCCAUAAUCCGUACGCAUCCAAUUGGUUGGAGCGCUUGCGAUAUAUCAAGCGACUGAGAAGCAGAGUAUUGCAAGAAACUGUCAACAAUAAUCAAGAUACUACCACGGACGAGCUCUCACCGAGAACCAACAAACGGGUUUAUAUGGACGACUUUACGGAAUAUACAACAUAACUUUAUCAUCUAUGGAAUGACAAUUACGAAAGAAAACAAUGAAAACAAUCGAAUUGGACACACUGUCCGAUCGAUAUAUUCGAUAUAUUAUGCAAAUCAGCAAUACAGCUUCUUCAAAAUGAGAUACAGGAUUGAAAGUGACUCUGCGUAACAAUAUUUAGGGAAAUAUUGUAUACCUUGUUAUGUAACAUACCUCUCUCGUGCACGCGCACACACAAAAGAAAUCUAUUCAAUUACACAAUUAUA
Messenger RNA from Odontomachus brunneus, 5730 nucleotides. It is a transcript of the gene gig, whose product is annotated as tuberin. Gene Ontology annotation, molecular function: GTPase activator activity. Bases 1 to 5484 code for a protein of 1827 amino acids. The record is from RefSeq and is a predicted model, not a curated record. Gene Ontology annotation, cellular component: TSC1-TSC2 complex; nucleus; cytoplasm. The transcript is spliced from 29 exons. Gene Ontology annotation, biological process: regulation of small GTPase mediated signal transduction; negative regulation of Wnt signaling pathway; negative regulation of phosphatidylinositol 3-kinase/protein kinase B signal transduction. NCBI's taxonomy places the organism in Eukaryota, Metazoa, Arthropoda, Insecta, Hymenoptera, Formicidae.